Molecule: messenger RNA, 1755 nt
Organism: Capsicum annuum
Lineage: Eukaryota; Viridiplantae; Streptophyta; Magnoliopsida; Solanales; Solanaceae
Product: serine/threonine-protein kinase STY13
Exons: 6
Coding region: 220-1407 (395 amino acids)
Biological process (GO): protein phosphorylation
Cellular component (GO): plasma membrane
Molecular function (GO): protein kinase activity; ATP binding
Source: RefSeq, a predicted model, not a curated record
GAGGCAAUUCCAUGUGCCCACAUGGCAUUGCUUUGCUCAUAAUACUCUCUCUCUUCUCUUCUCUUCCCACCUUCUUCCAUAUACAUGUUGUUACACCACAUACAAACUCUCAACUCUCCUUACACAACAACAAGUACUUCUUUUUGUACCAAUUUCAUCUACUGUUUUGUGUAAAAAUCCAAUCUUUACAACUCUGCAAAAUCAAGAAUUUGCUACAAAAUGGAGAAAGGCAGUGAUGGAUUUGUAAGAGCAGAUCAAAUUGAUUUGAAGAGCUUAGAUGAACAACUAGAAAGGCACCUUAUUAGAGCAAGAACUAUGGAGAAGAAUAAGAAGAAACCACAAGAUGAUUCUUGCAUUAGCUACAACACUUCAAGUAUACUGUCCAACCAACCUACUACCCCCACCAUCAACCCCAACCCCAACCCCACCCUUUCUUUGUUUAGUUCUUCUGUUCCUAGGCAAAGAUAUGACUGGGAAAUUGACCCUGCAAAGCUUAUUAUCAAAACUGUUCUUGCUCGUGGAACCUUUGGUACUGUCCACCGUGGGGUUUAUGAUGGCCAAGAUGUUGCUGUUAAACUACUGGACUGGGGGGAAGACGGCCACAGGACAGAAGCUGAAAUAGCGUCACUACGGGCAGCGUUUACUCAAGAAGUUUCAGUGUGGCAUAAACUCGACCAUCCCAAUGUAACCAAGUUCAUUGGGGCUACCAUGGGGGCUUCUGGUCUAAAUAUACAAACAGAAAAUGGUCAUAUUGGCAUGCCUAGUAAUAUAUGUUGCGUUGUUGUGGAAUAUCUUCCGGGCGGUGCUUUAAAAUCUUACCUUAUCAAGAACAGAAGAAAGAAGCUAGCAUUCAAAGUUGUAGUGCAGAUGGCACUUGAUUUGGCCAGAGGGUUAAGUUAUCUUCACACACAGAAAAUUGUGCAUAGAGAUGUUAAGACGGAGAAUAUGCUGUUGGACAAGACACGUACUGUAAAGAUUGCAGACUUUGGGGUUGCACGAGUUGAGGCCUCUAAUCCUAAUGAUAUGACCGGGGAGACAGGAACCCUUGGCUAUAUGGCUCCUGAGGUUCUCAAUGGUAACCCAUACAACAGAAAAUGCGACGUGUACAGUUUUGGCAUAUGUUUGUGGGAGAUAUACUGUUGUGACAUGCCAUAUCCUGAUCUCAGUUUCUCAGAAGUGACUUCAGCGGUGGUUCGCCAGAAUUUGAGGCCAGAAAUACCAAGAUGUUGCCCAAGUUCCCUUGCUAAUGUGAUGAAACGAUGCUGGGAUGCUAAUCCUGAUAAGCGGCCUGAGAUGGAUGAGGUAGUAUCCAUGAUAGAGGCUAUUGACACAUCCAAAGGGGGGGGAAUGAUCCCCGUUGAUCAACAACAGGGCUGUUUCUGUUUCCGGAAGCGCCGUGGACCUUGAACACUCAGAAUCCAUGCAGAUAUACACAUAAAGAAGUAGGUUAAUUCUAUCUCAGCUACCAAAUAUUUCAGAGUACUGAACUUAUACAGUGCCAAAUGCUCCUGGUGUUUGUGGAUAUUGGCUGGCAAAUUGGGCUCUGCAUUUCUCAAUUUAGAUGGUGUAAAGCAUAUACCUUUCUUUUUAUCUUCUUCAUUUCACUUGUAGUUGUUUUGUUUUACUUAUUUUAAAUUUAUAAUCUUCCCCAACAUUUGACAUUGGUGGCUUGGAUAUCAAAUGAACCACCUUCUUCUAUGUAAGAUUUACUCAAGGAUAAUAGUCAAAACAAAUUGAGGGAAUUUACAACAUUCA